AGACCCGUUCCAGCUGCACAAUCACUCACGUCAGACCUAAUAAUACACCCUGACAACGGACACAGAGCGAGAGAGGGAUGGAAACAGAGGAGAGUGGGGGUCCACUGACUCACUCCCAGGGUCAAUAAGCGAGAAUAGCCCCCUGAGGAUCUGGGGACAUAAAUACAAUGGACUGGACAGAGCGGAGCAGUCCAAACACACACACACACACACACAGCUCCACUGACCAGAACUCUGGGAUUAAGACACACAACCCACACACCAUGUCUCAGCCCGGUGAGGUAAAGAAGAAGAAGCGUCCUGUGAUGAAGGAGGAAGACCUGAAAGGAGCCCGCAGCAAACUGGGGCUAAAGGGCGAGCCCAAGAGUAAGACUUAUGAGGUCAUGGUAGAGUGUGAGCGUAUGGGGGAAGGUGGCUCCCUCUGUUUUCAGUGGGGUGAAGUCUGGAGGAGAGACAGUACUGGAGAAGCCUAAAGCCCCAGGAGCCAGCAUCUUUGGCAAGUAGAGCCAUCCAGUGUGGAGGAGUGUUGGCUAUCAUCACUGCACUAGAGUCUAGAGGAGAGACAGGACAGACAUGAAUGGACAAACGGCACCGAAGAAGCCAAACCUUGCUGUUAUUCAAUGGACUGAUACCUGUUGUUUUUUUCAUUUUCAGCACGGAAAUAGGCCCAUGUCGUUUUGAGCUAGUUGUUCAUAGUAGGGUUUGUUCAUACUGUAUGAUGACUGUUUUUGAUUGAGAAUUUCAAAUUGUAUGUCAAUUGUCAUUUGUAAAUGCUGAAAUAUUGGUUUUAUGUUUUUAUAAACAAAUGAAUGACCUCCCUA
Coregonus clupeaformis (lake whitefish) is the source of this 821-nucleotide messenger RNA. Its product is annotated as musculoskeletal embryonic nuclear protein 1-like. The transcript is spliced from 3 exons. Bases 168 to 473 code for a protein of 101 amino acids. Gene Ontology annotation, cellular component: nucleus. Lineage: Eukaryota; Metazoa; Chordata; Actinopteri; Salmoniformes; Salmonidae. Gene Ontology annotation, biological process: tissue regeneration; chondrocyte proliferation; chondrocyte differentiation. The record is from RefSeq and is a predicted model, not a curated record.